AUGCCUUUGAACACAAAUGUCGACUCUCAAGAAUCUCAGGAAUACGUGGAGAAAAGGAGAAGCGGGAAAUGUCCCAGAUGGAUUUUCAGGUCGAAAUCACGUGCCAUGCUCCGCAUCGGGAACGCGAACAAGGAAGCUCGACUUGACCGAGAAUCACACGGGAUUUGCCAUUGCAUUGCCGCAUCUAAGUGUACCCUCGAACUCAUCAACUGCGCCUCACUUAAGCCUUCGCCUAGCCUACCAUCUACUUCAGCGCCGUGCAAUACUCGACCGUGCACCAUAAGCGCGUAA
Penicillium hordei is the source of this 291-nucleotide messenger RNA. RefSeq lists its product as uncharacterized. The coding region runs from base 1 to 291 and encodes 96 amino acids. NCBI's taxonomy places the organism in Eukaryota, Fungi, Ascomycota, Eurotiomycetes, Eurotiales, Aspergillaceae. The record is from RefSeq and is a predicted model, not a curated record. The transcript is spliced from 2 exons.